Molecule: messenger RNA, 2697 nt
Organism: Tachysurus fulvidraco (yellow catfish)
Lineage: Eukaryota; Metazoa; Chordata; Actinopteri; Siluriformes; Bagridae
Gene: slc9a7
Product: solute carrier family 9 member 7
Exons: 16
Coding region: 16-2277 (753 amino acids)
Biological process (GO): sodium ion transport; proton transmembrane transport; regulation of pH
Cellular component (GO): membrane; recycling endosome
Molecular function (GO): sodium:proton antiporter activity
Source: RefSeq, a predicted model, not a curated record
AGGGAUGAUCUGAUAAUGUAUCUGAUAAAAUACCCCAUUCACACAGACAGUCCUCAGGCAAAUUUAUUUCAGUCAUUGGAAUCGGUUCCACAUCUGUUGAGUCGAUUCAUAAGUUCUUCGGAGUCGACUCACAGCUCAGAGUUUCGUAUUCUCGGCGAUUCCUUGCAGCAGCAGCAGCAGCAGCACCAGGGCCACGGAGAUUUAGCAUCACGCACGAUGAAGCCGUGGAGGCACCUCUGGAGGAGCAAGUCAGGACUCACGGCUGUGGUGUUGUUAUUAAGCCGAGCGGCUCGGAUUAGCGCGGAUGACGGGGCGAUGGAGGAUCUGACCACGGAGAAGGAGGCAGAGGAAAGUCACCGUCAGGACAGCGUUAAUUUACUCACCUUCAUCCUUCUGCUGACGCUCACCAUUCUCACUAUAUGGCUGUUCAAACACAGACGAGUGCGUUUCCUGCACGAAACCGGCCUAGCGAUGAUCUACGGCUUGCUGGUGGGGGUAAUCCUGCGCUACGGAAUCCCCUCGACCAGUUACCACCAUCAGACUCCGCCCAGCUGCUCCCUGAAGGAGGGGCCAGUCAGCACCCUGCUGCUCAACAUCAGUGGCAAGUUCUUCGAGUACACACUGAAGGGUGAGAUCAACUCCCGAGAAAUCCACAACGUGGAACAGAACGAUAUGCUUCGGAAGGUGACCUUUGACCCGGAGGUUUUCUUCAACAUCCUGCUACCUCCGAUCAUAUUCCAUGCAGGAUACAGCCUGAAGAAGAGACACUUCUUCAGGAACCUGGGCUCCAUCAUCACUUAUGCGUUCCUGGGGACCGCCAUCUCCUGCUUCGUCAUCGGGAAUCUGAUGUAUGGAGUGGUGAAGCUGAUGAAGGUUGUUGGACAGCUCAAUGAUAAAUUCUACUACACUGACUGUCUGUUCUUCGGCGCCAUUAUCUCUGCUACAGACCCUGUCACUGUGCUGGCUAUCUUCAAUGAGCUCCAUGCUGAUGUGGAUCUUUAUGCACUGCUGUUCGGCGAGAGCGUUAUGAAUGACGCUGUGGCCAUCGUCCUCUCAUCGUCUAUCAUGGCCUACCAGCCCAGCGGCGUAAACACACACACGUUUGACGCCUCGGCCUUCUUUAAAUCCGUCGGCAUUUUCAUCGGGAUCUUUAGCGGCUCCUUCGCCAUGGGCGCGGUCACCGGAGUCGUCACCGCCCUCGUCACCAAGUUCACUAAGCUGCACUGUUUCCCCCUGCUGGAGACAGCACUCUUCUUCCUCAUGUCCUGGAGCACCUUCCUGUUGGCUGAGGCGUGUGGCUUCACAGGUGUUGUAUCGGUGUUGUUCUGUGGGAUCACGCAGGCUCACUACACCUACAACAAUCUGUCAGAGGAGUCGACCAAACGCACCAAACAGCUGUUCGAGGUGCUGCACUUCCUGGCAGAGAACUUCAUCUUCUCCUACAUGGGCUUGGCUCUGUUCACCUUCCAGAACCAUGUCUUCAACCCCAUCUUCAUCGUGGGAGCAUUCAUCGCCAUUUUUAUUGGUCGAGCCUUGAACAUCUAUCCCCUGUCCUUCCUGCUGAACCUCGGUCGCAGACACAAAAUCGGUGCCAACUUCCAACACAUGAUGAUGUUUGCAGGACUACGAGGAGCGAUGGCGUUUGCUCUGGCGAUUCGUGACACUGCGACGUACGCGAGACAGACGAUGUUCACCACCACGCUGCUCAUUGUCUUCUUCACCGUCUGGGUGUUUGGUGGAGGAACUACACCCAUGCUGUCAUGGCUGCAUAUCAGAGUGGGCGUGGACCCUGAUCAAGACCUUCAGCAAUGUGGAGACAGCUUCCUGGUCCUUCAAGGGGAUGGAAGUCAGCAGGAGGGCCAGAGCAAGACGAAGCAGGAGAGUGCUUGGCUCUUCAGACUCUGGUACACGUUUGACCACAACUACCUGAAACCCAUCCUGACCCACAGCGGACCUCCGCUCACCACCACCUUACCGGCCUGCUGUGGACCGCUGGCACGCUUCCUCACCAGCCCUCAGGCCUAUGAGAACAGUGAGCAGCUACAGGACAGCGACUCGGACCUUAUCCUGACAGACAGGGACCUGACGCUGACGUACGGCGACACGGCCAUCACGGUUAACGGGGCCUCGUCUUCAUCAUCGGCGUCGGGACCGAAGAGCGGCAAGCGCAACGGCAGCACGUCCGAGGAGGCGCUGGAGAGAGAGCUGGACUCGCGGGAACAGGAGCUCCUGAGCCGGGGCACGCGGUUGGUUUUCCCCAUGGAGGAUCACGCCUGAGACUUCGCCACUACUCGCUGACUCCCUCUGCACAUUCUCUCUCUCUCUCUCCCUCUCUCUAUCUAUCUCUCUAUCUCUCUCUCUCUCUCUCUCUCCAUGCGUAGGACACCUCACUCCAUCUGAUCCUCCUGUGCUGCUUUAAAGACAUCAUGCAGGGGAGAGGUUAAGAAGGGGAAGAGUCUGAGCGAGAAGAUUGUGUGUUUACUGAACUGCAGAAGAUGCAGAACUUUGGUGAUACUGUGAUUCCAGGAAACAGACUGGAUUUUUCCGAGCAUGGCGAGGAACUCUGGGAAUGCUGGGAGGUGUGAGGGCCAUGUUUGACUGUAUGUGGGGAAUUUUAUUUUGUUCUGUUGUUCAUUGCCCACACUGAACAGCUGAAAAUGUGACCCUGAAGUAUAGAUGUGAAGUCUGUCUGCCUCA